CACGUUUCUCGUCUCAAGCGAUCCGCCAUGCAUUCACUCAUUGCUCUUCCAUCCACGGAGAGAAGAAAGACGUGAAUUAAGAGUGAUAUAACAGCGAAAAGAUGGGUCGUCGGCCGGCAAGAUGUUACCGGUACUGUAAGAAUAAGCCGUACCCAAAAUCUCGUUUCUGUCGGGGAGUUCCAGACCCCAAGAUUCGAAUUUUCGACCUGGGCAAGAAGAAGGGACGUGUGGACGACUUUCCACUCUGCAUCCAUUUGGUGUCCGAUGAGUAUGAGCAGCUGUCCUCCGAGGCGUUGGAGGCUGGUCGUAUUUGUUGCAACAAGUACCUCGUCAAGUCCGCGGGGAAGGAUCAGUUCCACAUUAGGAUGCGACUCCACCCCUUCCACGUACUCAGGAUCAACAAGAUGUUGUCCUGCGCUGGGGCUGAUAGGCUCCAAACUGGAAUGAGAGGUGCUUUCGGCAAACCUCUCGGAACCGUGGCUCGCGUUCAAAUCGGACAACCCAUCAUGAGCGUCCGAACUCUGGACAAACAUAAGCCCCACGUCAUCGAGGCUCUCCGGCGAGCAAAGUUCAAGUUCCCAGGACGUCAGAAGAUCUUCGUCUCCAAGAAGUGGGGCUUCACCAAGUUUGAGCGACCCGAGUAUGAGCGCCUCAAGAGCGAAGGACGCCUCGCCCCGGACGGUUGCAACGUCCAAUACCGCGCCGAACAUGGUCCUCUCAACGCCUGGAAGAAGGUUCAACAAGAGUUGGCUGGAGUGGUUUAAAAAAGUCUAAAAAUUUUGAUAACUGGUUAAAAAAAUAUCAAUAAUUCUUUCUAUUCCAAUCCAACCAAACCAUGAAAAUAAGUUCGACUCUGUAUGUGAGGGGUGUAUAUUGUCAGUAUUGUUAUCCUACGAGAAGAAUAGUGUCAAUAAAAUCGCUCACAUUUAUGAACCGAACAA
This is a messenger RNA of Folsomia candida, 941 nucleotides long. RefSeq names its product 60S ribosomal protein L10 (gene RpL10). Gene Ontology annotation, molecular function: structural constituent of ribosome. Lineage: Eukaryota; Metazoa; Arthropoda; Collembola; Entomobryomorpha; Isotomidae. The record is from RefSeq and is a predicted model, not a curated record. The coding region runs from base 102 to 764 and encodes 220 amino acids. Gene Ontology annotation, cellular component: ribosome; cytosolic large ribosomal subunit. The transcript has 5 exons. Gene Ontology annotation, biological process: ribosomal large subunit assembly; translation.